AUGCUGGACAUCGGUCGAGGGUCUCGAGAAGGCGCUAUUUCCCUCGAAGCGUCGAUCAAGAACUGCGGUCGGACAAAGCAAUGGAGCGCAGCACUGCGGUUACUCCGCGAAGGAAUUCGAUUAGGUGUGCAACUCGUCUCAAGCCACUACAUUGCGACUGUCAGCGCAUGCAGAACAGGCGGGUUGUGGCAACACGCGCUGUCAGUACUGAGCGAGAUGUGGCAGGCGAAGCUGGAACCCAACGUCAUCAGCUACAGUGCUGGGAUUAGUGCGUGCGAGAAGGGCGAGCAGUGGCAGCGGGCCCUGGCGCUGCUGAGCGAGAUGAGGGAGGCGAAGCUGGAGUCCAACAUCAUCAGCUACAGUGCUGGGAUUAGUGCGUGCGAGAAGGGCGAGCAGUGGCAGCGGGCCCUGGCGCUGCUGAGCGAGAUGUGGGAGGCGAAGCUGGAGCCCUACUCACUUACAACGCUGGGAUCAGCGCGUGCGAGAAGGGCGAGCAAUGGCAGCGGGCCCUGGCGCUGCUAA
Molecule: messenger RNA, 522 nt
Organism: Prorocentrum cordatum
Lineage: Eukaryota; Dinophyceae; Prorocentrales; Prorocentraceae
Source: the annotation of a GenBank genome assembly